Eucalyptus grandis is the source of this 513-nucleotide messenger RNA. RefSeq names its product protein trichome birefringence-like 19. NCBI's taxonomy places the organism in Eukaryota, Viridiplantae, Streptophyta, Magnoliopsida, Myrtales, Myrtaceae. Gene Ontology annotation, cellular component: Golgi apparatus. Gene Ontology annotation, molecular function: O-acetyltransferase activity. The transcript has 3 exons. The coding region runs from base 1 to 513 and encodes 170 amino acids. The record is from RefSeq and is a predicted model, not a curated record.
AUGAAGUUCGGGAGGCCCGACACGGAGUUCCUGAAGUGGCGGUGGGAGCCAGACGGGUGCGAGCUCCCGCCGUUCGAUGCUGCCGAGUUCGCAGAGAUGGCGCAAGGGAAGUCAAUCGCCUUCGUCGGCAACUCUCUGGGGGAGGAACCACAUGCAGUCCUUGUCAUGCCUCUUGUAGACCAACCGGAGGACAUAUCUCUCCGGUACACAGCGGACUACAACUUCAAGUGGUGGUACCUCCCCAAGCACAACCUAACCCUAGGCACCUAUUGGGCCCCUUUCCUGGUCCGCACCACCGACGCCCGCAGUGGCCAGACCCUCGACUGCGUCCUCACCCUCCACCUGGACAAGCCCCACCCUUCUUGGUCUGCUGAGAUCGGCGCCUUCAACUAUGUCAUCGUCUCAGUGGGCCAGUGGUUCUUCCGCCCGCUGGUCUACUACCGGAAUGGGUGGCUCCUGGUAGGGGUGUGCAUGGUCCAGAACACCAAGAGAAACAAGCUGAUCCAAAACUGA